CUUGACUAUUUUUCACUGUCUUGGAUCAAGCCAGUGUUACUUUCAUAGUCUGUAAACUUAUUGCGCCUCAUGGGGAAGCAAAGAACGUUAACCUGAUCUGACCUUAGGAGUAAGUGCAGUGAGUAUCAAAAGCUAAAGAAAUCAGGUGAUGGAACUUGUUACGCUUGGUAAUCUUGUUUUUUAUGUGGACACGCAAACUUUUUCUGCCCAAUGUUCCCACAUUCGAAGGACCUUGUUCAUUCUUGUUCAUUCUCGAUGCCGCCACAAUGUUUUUGCAUCUAAUAAACUCCCCUACCGCCAUUAACACCUGCUCCACCGAGACCUCAGAGCUCACCUCACACCGCACCCCGUGAUGGAGUGAGAGAGGCCGGGCUCCACCGCUCAGGUGAGCCGCCAUCCCUACACUCCGCCACGAGAUCAACAGCUCCCCGCAGCAAAAAAGAAAACAACUAAUAACACCGCUUGCUUGCUAAUACUAAACCAAAAGCAGUCAAAACGUUCCAUAAGUAGGUAUGCUCAACCCUGUCGCAAGCCUUUUCCUGGUCAAUUAAAACCAAACCACAAUCCAAAUUAAAAAUCCUUCCGACCUCUACAACAUCCCUAAUGAACGAAACGUUGUCGUGAAUGACUCGACCCGGCACACAGUAGGUCUGGUCCGGAUGGAUCACCUCUUCCAUGACUAUACUAAGUCGGUUUGCCAAUACCUUAGAGAGCAGUCGGUAUUCCACACAGAGAACUGAAACAGGUCUCCAUGAUCUUAUGUCGUGUAGAUCUCCUUUUUUGGGCAACAGAGUCAAUACUGCUCUGCGACAACUGAGUGGCAGCCGCCCCGUGACUAAACUGUCACCCAGUACCUCCAGUAGGUCUGCACCCAUUUCAGGCCAAAAAGACUUAUAAAAGUCAGCCGGUAGACCAUCGAUCCCUGGUGCCUUGCCACUCUCCAUACCCUGGAGGGCUCGUAGCAGUUCCUCUAGGGUCAACCCCCUCCGAGGUCUGCAUGUGUUUCCUUUGACACCUGAGGGAGAUCCUUCAAGAAGACGUUAUCAUGGGCCUCAUCAUCGGAGAUUUCACACUUGUACAGUUCCUUGUAGAAACCGACUGCUCUCUUUCGAAUUUCUCUAUGGUCCCCUAAAAGUGUCCCUUCAUCAGAAAACAGGCCAUGUAUCAUCUUAUUCUGACCAUUCUUUUUUCCAAAUUAAAAAAGAAUUUCGACGGUGUAUCCAUACACUCCACAUUCUGAAACUGUGACCUGACCAGAGCUCCUUGUGCAGUAACGUCUAGCAAUUUAGUCAAUAAACUCUUUUUUGUUCUUAAAUUUUCUAUGCAUACCUGCCGUCCUGUGUUUUUCAUGAACUCUUGAAGCGCCAUUAUUUCGUCCUCCAAGGAUUUCAUGCGUAGAGUUGUGUCUCUCGUGACAUUGGAGGUAUACUGUUGACACAGCUGUUUAAUUUGCGUUUUGGCAAAAUCCCACCACCGCUGCACUGAUUUAAAAGAACCCUUUGUGAGUAGUUAUAUCAUACACUUUCUGUCAAACUGUCAAUCAAAGUAGUGUGUUUGAUAAUUUAUGACCCUCUGUGCUUCCCUGACUGGCAGGUCUGUAGGGGUGGUGAGGGGGGUAACCCUAUGGAGUGUAUCAGCUGGUCGAUCUGGCUCCUUUGUGUCUGGGGGUGUUGUGGAGAGGUGUGUGUGUGUGGGGGGGAUAGCCCCCCUCCCAACAAAAGGUGUUUUUGUUAAUGAGUUUGUUUUUUGGUGGGGUGAAAUACGUCUGAAAAGAAAUAAUGUUUUUAAUGUGGGGAUGUGUUUGUGUUCCUGUGUGGCGUUAUUUCGUUUGUGUAAACACAUUGUUAGAAAAGCAUGAUGUUUGAAUGUGUACAUAUAUGAGUAGAAUAUUUGUUUUGUGAAAUAAAUGAAAACAAUUGUUGAUUAUGUUUUUAGGGAUCCCGGUUUACCUUUGAAUAAAAAGUUUAGGAGUUAAAGCGUCUUUUUUUAAAAAAAAGAAUCUGUUUAAAAUUACAUACAUUCUAAACACAAAACUUUUAGGAGGUAAAAAUGGUUAAAAGAGCUGUUUAAAAAGAAUCGCGCAUAUUACACGACUUCUAAACAAAGAUCCUUACGAGGUAAAAAUGUUAAAGUGCUGGUUAAAAGAAUCGCCGUAAUGUCUAAACUAGAAGAUAGUUUUUUUCAGAGAUGUCUUCCAGUCGCUGUGUUAAGCAGUAAUGAAGUUAAACUGAGACACCUCACUCUCGCUAAACCCCGCCCACCAUACAUGUUUUCAGACACGCCUCUCUCUCUCUCUCUCUCUCUAAACACACCCAUACACGUGUUUUCAUCGUAGCCAGUACGUUCUGUCAAAAUGUCAAUCAUGGCGGUAGAACUAGAGGGCUAAUUUAUGGCCUCGUCCUUGUCAGGCCUGCGUUUCUCUAGGAGUGCUUCAUUUAUGGCCCUUUGUUUCUUCCUGACCAAGAGUUUUUUUAUGAGCAGGGGGGUCGUGGUGUGAUCCUACAGAUUGUUUAUGAUAAUGAGUGUCUGUGGGGGUGUUAAUGGCAGUAAGUGUUUUGUUUUAUUUUAUUAUUUAUUAUUAUUAUUAUUAUUAUUAUUAUUAUUAUUACACAUAGUUAAGAAUGUUUUUAUUUAUAAACGAAUUUAUGGGUUUAUUGUGGUGGAUAAAACAGGUAUCUAACGCUACAGGUGAUGAUGAUAUUGUGUCUAUCCCAGACAUCGUAGACGAAAUCAAGUUUCUGAACAAGGCAAGCGGUACGUGCGUUGUUAUUCUUUAUAAGUGUUCGAUCCUAUGUAUUGUGUAUGUGUUUAAUGAUUUUACUUUAUUUUACACAAAGGGGCGAACACAGAAGUCCCGCGAGUCAGGUUGGAAAACCCCGUGCUGGGUAAGAUCUGUAAUAAUGAGAUAUUUAUCUAUGUUUAAAAGCGGUUUAAGAUGUUUUGUUAUGUAUUGUGUUCGUUUGUUUACUGUUCAAGGCUUGUCAAAUCUUGUAAACAAGAUCGCUGCACCCGAGUUCAAAAAUAGUGCUGCGGUUUCCACUGAACGCGGUAUACCAACGAGCUCUGGAAAGGCCAAGCGUAAAACAGUUGCUCAGGUCCACAGCGCGGGUGUCGCAACGUCUAAACUCAGCUGUGAAUGAACCGCGCGCUAUAGACUCUUGUUUGAACUGGAAUCAGGAGCUGUUUGAUUCGUGGGACGCUUGUGUAUUUACCCCGGUUCCUGGAGACAGUCUGCCUUCAAACCAAGAAGCAUUUGGUCGCGAGGCUACUGUUAUAGACAAUAACAGAGACUCGGCGGAGGUGAUACGAACCGGGUUCAAGGCCAUCGAAGAUCGUAUUGCUGGAUUUGAAAAGACUUUUGCCAGCAUCACCGAGCGUCUGGACAUUAUAAAGAUGCUGAUUCUUCUCUAUAAUCAAAGUGUUGUGGAAACGUCACAAAACCAUACCAUCACACAUAAACAAAUCAUAGCAACCCGGAAGCUUCUUGCUGGGGAGAUUUGUCGCGUUGAUCACAGUCAACACCUGACGACGGAAUUGUUAAAACAGCUUGUACAGCUGGUUUAAAACAAGAAACUUGGGUGAGUUGUACAAUAAGUAUUUUAUAUCCCUGUGUGUGUGUUUGUGUGUGUGUUUGUGUGUGUGUGUUUAUUUGCUGGUUCGUAUCUGUUUUACUGUGUGUGAUUUUAUUUAUUUAUUUAUUUAUUUAUUUAUUAUUUUUUUUAAAAUAGUUUUUGUUUCCAUUCCAAAAAAAUCUGUAAAAAUGUCAAAGCGGUGUGGUGAAAACUCGUGUAAUCUGGGAGCAGCAAUUAAAUUUAGAAGAUGCGACGACGAUGGUCUGUGUACUUUUGAACAGCGUGGCAAUACAGAGACGUUACAGGGUUUAAUUCGGACAAUGGAGGAUCUGAAUAGACAGCAGUCUACAACUGAUACUUUGUUGGACUUGUUAAACAUUGUUAGAUCAAUGGCUGAGGUUCAAACAGAACCACUGCCUAAUUCGUUGUUAGACAGCGAUUCAAAUUCACAGCAGGUGGGGUGGGGGUCAGACAGUCAAUCGUUUAAUCCUUCGGAGCCAAAUUUUGGGUUAUCCGAAGCCGCUAUUGAGUCUAUCGUAAGAGAGGGUGGGUCUGUUGGUGGUUAUACGGUGGUACCGAGACGCAGAUUUAAUGGAUUGGAGAUACGGCGUCGUAUAAACAUGCGUGUGAUAACCGCUCCAGACCUGGCAGCGUACGCUAUAUUUCUGCAUGAUAUCAUGUCUGAAAUAGUGUCGUUUUCCAGACUGCUGGCCGGCGAUGGGGGUUUAAUCAACAUUACCUUGAGAGGCCCUAGUCUACCCUCUGACAUUAAUGCUGUCUUGUCACCUGACAACGAUUACGAUUUGCACAUAUCAACACAACAACUUGAGAACAUUAUGCAAAGUAAUUCUGACGUACGGGCUGAUGAAUGUCUAGAUCUGAACGUGUCUAUAGCUCGCGGUAAACACGGUGGUGCUUAUCGAAAGAUACGUGAUUUAGCUCAUAACGAGGUGAUUGCCAGAAACAGAAUGAAUCUGUUCUGUCCCAACAACGUAUCUAACAAUCUGUGUUUUGCGAUCUGUCUGUCCCAUUUUCUACAACCGCAUACGCCAUGUAGUGAACUUGAGUUGUUAGCCGCGUCUCUACAGAAAACUGCAGGGUAUUCGGUACAACAAAGGAUAGGGUUUAAUGACAUCACACGGUUUGAACGGUUGUUAUAUGUUAAAAUAGUAGUAUUCCAUAGGACAUGUUCUGGUCUGUUGGAACACUUUACGAACAAUGACGAGCCUCAUAAUAAGACCGUGUUCUUGUAUCUACACAACGAACAUUAUUUCUUGAUUAAGAACCUAAAAGCAUUCAUCGGUACACCAUACGUGUGCGAAUACUGCUAUCAUGGUUUUACUAGCCGCAGAGACCACGGGUGUAAAUACGUUUGCGAUGUAUGUAAUGCACCUGAUCGUCAUAAAUACGUUGGCAAAACGAGGCAAUGUCACGAUUGUUUGCGGUACUGCAGAUCAGCCUACUGUUACAACGCGCAUAAACAGACGCAAACAGGACAACAGUACGCUCAGUGUGAUGUCACUAAAUACUGUCAGAAAUGUAGUGGGCGAUAUCACGUCAACGGCGCCACACCACAAAAACACGUGUGCCCUGCAGAAAACUGUAUCCAUUGUAAAGCUGAAUUGGUUAAUGACGGAGUGACUAAUGUUUCAUACAACCGAUAAAAAUGGAACCACCUAGUGACAAAUACAUUUAUUAUGAUUUUGAGACACAACACACGGACGGUAAACACGUAGCGAAUUUCGUAUGCGCCAUUACAUUUAAAGGGGAAGAGUUCACAGCCGCUGGUAUAGACUGUAUAGAUCAACUUGUUAAAAAGUUUAGACAGCCUCAUUAUCAGAAUUACACAUGGGUUGCACACAACGCUUCAGGGUUUGACAAUUUUAUACUAUUGGAAUAUUUUGCAAAAGCAGGGCUAACACUCCAAAUUACUAUGCAAGGCUGUCGGAUCAUCUUAAUGUAUGAUAAGACAUUCAAGCAACGUUUCAUCGAUAGCUACUCUUUUAUCCCUAUGCAUCUGUCCGUGACAUCUGCCGCGUUAAAUCUAACCUGUGCUGAGAGAGGUCAUUUUCCACACCUGUUCAAUAGAAUAGAAAAUGAAGACUACGUAGGCCCAUACCCUGACAAGCAUUUCUACAGCUAUGAGACAAUGUCUGACAAAGAGAGGGCUCUGUUUGAUGAGUGGUAUGUUAUGGUGUCGGGUAAGGUUUUUGAUUUAAAAAAAGAGCUCGCCAUGUACGGCAAGAACGAUGUCGUUUUGCUCCGUGAGGCAUGCAUGAAGUACCGUGACGAGUUCAUACAACCUACUAAACUCGACCCAUUCAGAUACACCACUUUUUCUUUUUCACACUAACUGUUGUUACCCAGAUGAGGAUGGGUUCCCUUCUGAGUCGGGUUCCUCUCAAGAUUUCUUCCUCUUAAAACAUCUUAGGGAGUUUUUCCUCGCCACCGUCGCCACUCAGUGGCUUGCUCAGUUGGGAUAAAUUCACACCUUUAAUAUCGGUAUACCGUGUUGAUAUUUCUGUAAAGCUGCUUUGAGACAAUGUCUGUUGUAAAAAGCGCUAUACAAAUAAAAUUGAAUUGAAUAUCACUAACAUUACAUGGAGCAUAACGUUAGCUGGUUUCACGACCACAAUGCAGCUGCCUCAAACAAACGUAAUAGUCUUUCAGGCGCUUCGCCGAAGUCCAGGUGUUUCCUCGCUUUGUUUGAAAUGAACAAUAGCAUCGGCUGCACGCCGGCACCCGAUUCUACCUUUCCUCUCAAUGAGCUUUCCUCUCUUUUCCUCUCAAUGAGUCGGGGCGGAGCUAAACUUCUGUAGUUUUUCCCGUGUGCUUGUUGGCGUUUUUCUUCUUUACCACUUGUGGACCGACUAAAACACUUAUGCGUAUUUCCCCGUUCAGUUCCGGAAGAAUUGCAACCUCCGUACAUUCAUUAUGUACCUACACUACUGCAGAAAAACAAGUACCGUGACCUUUUAAAAAUGUUGGUACUGACUUGUUACCGAAGUAUCGGUUCGCGUGACAUCCCUACUAGAGAACAUGUAUGAUAAAAUUCAGACGAGAGGCCACCUUUCCCUGUGAUGUUUUUAGAUUUAGUUGUUUAAUGGCAGAUAUCACUUCACUCUCUUGAAUUUUAGUAGGGAUCACAUCUAUAUCAUAUUCAUAAUUUAUGAACGUUCUCAAGAGACCAUCGUCAAUUUCUAUUGGUUUAUACAUAUUUAGACAAAGGUUGUGAACAGUUUUCCUUAUUUCUUCAGGUUUUUGGAUUAUAACCCCAUCUUCUGCUCUUAUUGCCUCGAUGAGAAUGCCUUCUUUUCUUUUAUUAAACAAAUUACUUUAGUGUGAUUUAAAGACUCUUCCAUAUUAAUAACCUGUAUAUUUAAUAAAAAAUUAUUAUGAUGUUACCUUUUUUAUUUUUAUUAUUAUUUUUUUAAUUUACCUAAACAUUCUCUUCAUUCUCGUCUUCUUGGGCUUUUGAGCUUUAAUUUUAUGUAUUGCAUCAUUAUCGUAUUGUAUUUUUCAGGGGUUUUUUUAUUCUUUUACUAAAAAGAUAACUUUUCUAUUUAAAACAUUUCUUAACUUGACUUUUUAAAACUUCCCAUAACUCACAAUUAUGAUUAGCAAAUAUGUCCAAAGUUUUAAUUCUAGUUAUUUCUUCUUUUAGUUCUGAUACCACAGUAGAACUUUUCAGGAUCUGUGUGUUUAAUUUCCAAUAGUUCACUCUCUCUUCACCUUUUAAAACUAACCCCACAAAUAACAGUUAGGUGAUCAGAAUCCACUAAUAAUUUUGUUGCGUAGUGCUUCACUUCAAAGUUAUUAUUUACAUAAACGGUCUAUUCUGGUUUUACAGAUAGAAUCUCAUCUUGUAAAAUCCUUUCUUUUUAGGAAUAAAGUCAUAAACACAUUAUUAAGUUGAUGUUCAAUCAUCAUGGAUUUUAGGAAAGUACCCUCCCUCCUAAUUUUACAUGCUUCAGUCACUAUUCUAUCUAUUCAUCUUGCUCUUCUGUUACCUAGCAGAAUUUUCCUAACCAUAUCUUGUGCUGUAUUGACAUUAUUGUAAUCUUUCUGUCACAAUAAUAAACGUCUUCAAAGGCUAAUCUUCCUGGAAUUACUUCACAUAUUCUAAUGAAUUUAAAUUUACUAUUAAAAAAUAAAAUCGCUAUUCCAUCGGCCUUACUUUCUCCGAUUGAGAACACAGACGAACCUUUAGACCAUAUUUUUGUA
This is a messenger RNA of Ictalurus furcatus (blue catfish), 7796 nucleotides long. Its product is annotated as E3 ubiquitin-protein ligase UBR2-like. Gene Ontology annotation, molecular function: ubiquitin protein ligase activity. Gene Ontology annotation, cellular component: cytoplasm; ubiquitin ligase complex. The record is from RefSeq and is a predicted model, not a curated record. Bases 3761 to 5236 code for a protein of 491 amino acids. Lineage: Eukaryota; Metazoa; Chordata; Actinopteri; Siluriformes; Ictaluridae. Gene Ontology annotation, biological process: ubiquitin-dependent protein catabolic process via the N-end rule pathway. The transcript has 2 exons.